Molecule: messenger RNA, 1540 nt
Organism: Vitrella brassicaformis
Lineage: Eukaryota; Vitrellaceae
Source: the annotation of a GenBank genome assembly
CGCGUCUGUCCAUCAACACGUCUGUGUCUGUGUCUGUGUCUGUCGGUGUCUCUUCCAACAUGACUCAGCCGAGAGCCGCUCGUCGCUGACUCAGACACAUAGACAGAGACACACAGACAGCGAAUGGGUAGCAGGUUGUGUGUGUGGUCACCGUGUCCACGAACUCACCCUUUGCAGGUCUGCCAGUUGUGUCUGCAGCCGUGUGAUGUCGUCGUCGAUAGCCGAGAGACUCGACGCGCCGCCCAAACGAGACAGAGCACCACCACUGCACACAAAUGUAUGGAGAUAGACAUACACACACAGCCGUCCCUCCUCCCCUCUCAGCUGUCCUUGUGACUUACCCGACGCACGGCGCCCGGGCCAGACGGGCUGCUGCUGUCGGGGAGGCAUGCAGGCGUCUGUCUCUCUCGUCGAAGAGCCUCUUGAGGUUCCGGCCGACGACCAAAAUCAUCGCGUCCAGGACUCUUUCCUCGUCUCUCAUCAGAUCGCUGGUGCUCUCGCUGGUCGCUGGCGUGCUGCCUCUGAUGAGAGACACAGACAGACAGACAGACAGACAGACAGACAUGGGGGGGUGUCCCUCCCUCCUCUGUGUGUGUGUGUGUGUGCUGCCGACGGAUGCAACAUCUCCUCUGAACACACACACGAAGACACGCACACAUAUGCAUCGGCACGAGUGUGUGUCUCCUUUGCGUGUCUCUCUGCCUGUCUGACCUUCCUGCUGCAGUUUGAUGAGGUCUCGUUCGUAUUCGCAGUCUCGCUUCUUGAGGGCUGCCAGCCGCUCCUCUGCUGAGGGACCCUCGGGCUCUGAUGCAUGAGUGGAUCGGGGAGGGAGGUUGUGUCUCUCAUCUGUCUGUCUGUCUGUCUGUGUAUGGCUGGCUGUGUGUGAGUGGACGGACCGACGACGAUGACAGCGGGCGGGGCUCUCUUGUCUGCUUCGAGUGUGGAUUUGACGUCAGGCAGGGGCGUCUUCAGUGCUCGCUCCUCGGGCAGCGUCGCGCCCUGGGCCUUCAAACCCGCUAUCUCCUGAUCGAGCCGCACACUUUCCUUGUGCAGGUCGUCGAUGAGCGAGUCGAGAGACGUCAGUGGACCAGCCUCCUCUGACACACACACACAGGGACACACACACAGAUGCAGCCACAGAUGCACGGGAGACAGCUAGGGGUGUGUUGUUUCUGUUUGUGUGUGACUGACCUUCAGGUGCGACUUCCUCUUCGGGUGCAAUGCCCACUGGCGGUGCAGCGGCUCCACCGCCACCAAACACAGACGACAGGCCGAGGCCAGGAAGUCGUGUCGCUGUUCGUAUUCGCCAACGUGCUGCAGCUACUUCCCAACAUGAGCAAAGCGGCAAACCGACACACGGUGCACAUGUCUUUGUUCAUCCAUUCGCACGUGUGCAGGUUUCCCCCCUGCACAUCGUCCAUAAGAUACCGCACGACUAUCCCACUUAAAAUUAGCAAGCUUGGGUGUCCAGGCACAUUCGGAUCGAGCUCAAGAUGAACGACGAGUUGUGGUGCUGGAGUCGCGUCAAAACGCACGACCU